Molecule: messenger RNA, 2278 nt
Organism: Pogoniulus pusillus (Red-fronted tinkerbird)
Lineage: Eukaryota; Metazoa; Chordata; Aves; Piciformes; Lybiidae
Gene: ID4
Product: inhibitor of DNA binding 4
Exons: 3
Coding region: 267-686 (139 amino acids)
Biological process (GO): cell differentiation; negative regulation of transcription by RNA polymerase II; circadian regulation of gene expression
Cellular component (GO): nucleus; cytoplasm
Molecular function (GO): protein dimerization activity; transcription regulator activity
Source: RefSeq, a predicted model, not a curated record
GGCCAGCGGCGGCAGAAGAGGCGGUUGUGGCUGAGCUGUGGGGAGGGAGCGGGUUGGGUUUUCUUUGGCCGUGCCGCUCUGCCGUUGCUGUGCGGCCCUACGAGCACCUCUCGUUCCAUCCCGGGGGGAGCUGCUGGUAGCGCCAGCAAGGCUGCGGCCGUGCCCUGCUCCCGUUGCGUUGCGGGCGGUGCGUGUGCGGCUGCUCGAGGUUGCAGGAGGCGACAGCAGUGGUGGAGAGGGAGGUCUCCCUCCCUCCCUGCGGCACCAUGAAAGCGGUCAGCCCUGUCCGGCAUCCCAGUCGCAAGACGCAGCCCGGCGUGGCGGGCGGCGGCGGGGGACACCCAGCCCUGCGAUGCCUGGCCGAGCACAGUGGCUGCAAGGGGGGCCCGCCGUCGGGCGAGGAGCCGGCGGCGCUCUGCCUGCAGUGCGAUAUGAAUGACUGUUACAGCCGGCUGAGGAAGCUGGUGCCCACCAUCCCGCCCAACAAGAGGGUCAGCAAAGUGGAGAUCCUGCAGCAUGUUAUCGACUACAUCCUCGACCUGCAGCUUGCUCUGGAGACGCACCCGGCGCUGCUCCGGCAGCAGCAGCAGCCAGCCGCCCUGCAUCCCGGCAGCUGUCCCGCGGGCACCCCUAGGACCCCGCUGACAGCUCUCAACACUGACCCGGUAAGAGGCUGGCUCUGUUAACAAGCCGGGGGACAGCAUCCUCUGCCGCUGACCGCCGCUCCCCAGGUGUGCGGCGGCGCCGCGCCGCGCCGAGGCACCGCGGGGGGCGGGCGGGGGUGGGGGCCGGCUCGGCCCCGCCACACCGGAGGAAGGAGCUCCCCCCACUCCUCCCAGCAGUUCCCAUGCUUCAUCCCGGCACUGCCAGCCUUUUCACCGUUUUUGCACGUCCGUAGCGGUCCUGUCCCCGUGUACCCUCCCCAGUCCCCGUCUCUUCUCUUCGCCUCCAAGCAGAUGUGAGCGAUGUGUCCCGCGGGGGCAGGAGCUGGUCGGACUGGAGCAGGAAAAGUUGCGACUCUGCCCCGGGAUAGAGAACCUGAGCCUAAACCCGACUUUAGAAGCAUUAUAACUCUUUUAAGAGACCGAGCAGCUGAAUCUUGAAGCUUUACUAAUCUACCAGAGCAUUUGUAGAUAUAUUUGACAUCUAUUGUUUAAAAUAGAUGGAUUUUAUUGGGGCCCAGGGAACUUUCUUCUCCCUGAAGGAAUGUUACAUAUUGUAUAGAUAAAUGAGUGACAUUUCAUACUGUGUAUAUAUAGAGAUGUUCUAUAAGUGUCAGAAAAGUAUAUGCUUUAAUAGACUACUGUAAUUAUAAACUAUUUUUAAUUAAAUAUUUUUUGUAAAUAUUAUCAAGGUGUGUAUGUUCUGGUUUGUUGGAUUAUUUUUUUUUCUUCAAACUGUGGGAAUAUCUCUUUAGAAAAACCACAGCUCAACUAUGGAGCUUCUAAUAUGGAAAUACCUUAAAUGUUUAGGGUUUGGUUUGGGUUUGGUUCUUUUUUGGUCCCCAAAUGUUCUUUAGACUUGGAAGUUACAGCUAUAGCUAAUGGUCCUGCAUGACUGCAUGAGAUGUCUAAUUGCAAAUAAACUUGUUUGGAGUCCAUACGAACGUGUUUUCCUCAAUCUAGACUUAAAAUGUUUGUAAGUGUAUUAUACAUUUUGAGACCACACUUUUUGUCAUUUAGGCACAGGGGUUUUUAGUGCAUUCUAUAGAAGUAGCAGUAAGAUGUAGUGUUUUUUACUGAGAACUGAAGAAUUCUAUCGUUUUUGCAUUAUGGGGGCAGUGCUUUUAGGUCGCUAACCAGCUCGUUUGGGUUUUUUUUUGGUUGUCUUUUUUGGGGUGGGUUUUUUGGGGUUUGGUUUGUUUGCUGCAACAGCAGAUUUAAUGAAACUUGUUCUGGAACUUCGUUUAGCAUAUAAAGGUUUUGUUGUAAAUUUGCGUUCCUGUAGACUAUUAAUUGCUUAAAGUGGAAAAAAAAAACAGUUCUCUGCUUGCAACCAAAGGGCAAACCAUUAACAAAAACAGUUGCUGUUUCCUUCAUCCAAAGAGAAAACUGAACUGCAGAAAGGCACGUGGGCUAAGUAAUUAUGAUCAGUGAUGUGAAUUCAGCUUAAAAGGAACUUAACGUAGACCAAAAAUCAGAUAACUCUGUUAAGAUUAUUUUUCUAGUACAAAAUUACUUGCAUUUCACUGCAGCUAUGUUACAGUUAAAAUCCUGUUUAAUCUCUGUGAUGUGUAACUACUACAUGUGAUAAUUAAACUAGAUUUACCUGUCUUUAA